AUUCGGCCCUAGCUUUUGGAGGUGCUCGGAGCGUGCACUCAAAAACAGUGCAUUGCUAACUAAAAUAAAAAUUACUUUUCAACAUAACAUUUUUCUCAAAUCUUAAAACAAACAAAUUAAAAAAAUAAAUAAAAAUACAAAACGGAAAUUUAAAAAUAAAAACACAAAAUUAAUGCAAAAAAGAACUUUUGGAAUUGCAAGAUAGUUGUAAAAAAGAAAUAAGAAAAUCCGCGGAAAAUCUGCGACGCGACAGUUUUCUUGUGAAGUGCAAGUGCGAAGAAACUUUGAAUGCAAAAAAGGAACAUUUUCUUCUUUAGUUUUCUUCAUCUUAUUAAAUUAAAUUGAAAGUGUUGCAGUUUUUUUGUUUUCUUGGAGUUGCCGGAGGGGCAUCAACAACACACACCUGAUCUUUAUGGAGAAAUCCUCAGGAGAUUUAAGAAAUCGCUCUCGUGGAUGGAACUUCAAGUGUGACCAAUUUUGCGACUCAGUCGCGCGGGAUUUUUGAACAGAAAAAAAAGGAUCUUCUUCAUUGGAGAUUCAAGAACAAUUCCGUGAGAAUUAUUUUUACUUCUGCUGGAAUUUCGUGUGCGAAUUUUUUUUUCUUUAUCAAAAAGCUUCAAGAAAAAAAAAUUAUCUCUCGCGAGUUGGUGACAAAAUCGCAUUGUUGCGGAGAAACAAACAUAGUGAAUGAUUUGUUUGAUGAAGAAUUGCGAAUAAAGUGCUCAGAAAGAAGAGGGGGUGUCAACAUCUAAAAAGGAAGAGAGAAGAAAACUGCUAAAUUGAGGAAAAGUCAGAGGAGAAGAAGGGAGGAAGAAAAAACUCGAGAAAAGUGGUAGUUCAUGACCGUUUUGUGAGAAAACUUUGAGGAAAAAUUGAUUUUUUACGGUCAUUGUUUUAAAGCCUCAAACGAAGGUGUCCAAAUAAAAAGUGUUGUGUGGUGGUGCUUCGAUGGGCUGAAAAGCAAAGUGAAUCGAGGAAAAUUUUAUCGAUUCCCACGACAGAAAAUAACAGGGGGUAGGCACCUCAUCUCACAGAAAUUACAACAACAAAACUAACCCCCGUGGCACCCCGAAGGAGGUUCUCGUGACAGUUGCAGCGGGUAUUUUUUUGGCAGGAAGGGUAGUAGCCAGGCAACCCCUUAAUGUUCAAUAGGGGAUGUAUUGAUUCCACUGCAAUCGACGAUAAAAAAUUUUGGACAAAACUCAACAAAAAAUAAAUAAUAAAAAAUCAAGCCCACGCUCUUUUGCACGGAACGAUGGAACUUUUGGAAGUGAAGCAAAAUUAUUUGUAAACAAAUUUGUGGCACUUUUUUGAUGACAUUUUGAAGAACGUUCAACGAAGGAAAAUUUCAUUGUGAAAAACGAACAUUUUUGGAACAUAUAGAGAAAAAAUCAAGUGUGUGAAAAUUGUCGAAAAGCUCAUUUUUUUCUUGUAAAAGUCGAAGCAGAAAUUCAGGCCAUCGCCAUGGACCCACAUCAGCAGUUUUGCCUCAAAUGGAACAGCUACUCGUCCAAUUUGGCGCUUACCUUCUCGAAUUACUUCAAAUCCGAGAGUUUGGCCGAUGUGACGCUCUUCUGUGGAGGAACAAUCUUUAAGGCACACAGACUAAUUCUGGCCGCAUGUUCGAAGCACUUUGCCGAUCUUUUCCAAACAGCCCCAAUCAAUGGGUCAUGCUGCGUGAUCUUGGAGGCCACAUCGGCGGAAAAUAUGUCAGCAUUGUUGGAAUUUAUGUACAAAGGGGAAGUUCAUGUGUCGCAGGAAUCACUAAAUAGCUUCCUCAAGGCGGCAGAGAGUCUGCAGGUGAAGGGCCUGUCGACGGAGCAUGGAAGAUUGGCAGCAGCUCCAUCAAGUGGGGUGCACGAUGUACCACUGGAGUCACCAACGGGUAGUUCUAGUCGACGACAGGGUAGAGGAAGUCUCAGCGGGUCUGGGAAUCUGGGACACACAGGGAUAAAACAGGAAUGCGAUUCACUUAUGCAUCCCAGUAGUGCAGGUUUAGCGGGAUUCCAUUCCUACAUCUCGCCAAUGUACCGUCCCCUGCCAUACGACCCACCAAGGAAGAGACCCCUGCGGAGUCCCUACAUCGAACAGGAGGCCCGAGGAAGUGUCCUCAGAGAUGGCUCUAAAGGUAGUGCCGGCAAUGCAAGUCCCAUAAGCAAGGGGUACAGACCUGGGAGCAGUGCUUCAUCAUCGGCACCCACCGAAGCUGAUGCUUUGCAAACAGAAAGAACAUCACCGCAGCAAUCAAGCAGAUAUGAGAAUCACAGCCCACCAAGCACAACAGCAGGAAACGGAAACACCCCAACGGCGAUUGCUGACCGAAGCGAGAGGAGUGAGCGGAAUGGAGGAAAUGCGACGGACCCCAUCGAUGAUGAUAAGGAUGAACGAGAUUCGAACGAUGCCGGUGCUGAGGAUUUGAGGGUAAAAAAUGAAAUUGACUACUCACCCCCGCCGCCGACGCUCAGCACAAAUGCCCCGCCGACGCCCACAACGCCCGUCACCUUCGUAAGCGCAAAGGGUACCACAGAAACCAUCGAUGGUGGCCUCCCCGGUGGACUUGCCUCGCAGAUCGCUACCGCAGACAUGCUCAACGUUUGGACGGCCUCAAAGCUGGCCAACAAGGGUGGAAGUGUCAAUACGGCUGAUGGUAAAAAACUAAAAUGUCCAUUCUGUGAACGACUCUACGGCUAUGAAACAAACCUGCGAGCCCACAUUCGACAACGCCAUCAAGGUAUCCGUGUCCCAUGUCCCUACUGCACGCGAACCUUCACGCGGAAUAAUACGGUGCGAAGACAUAUCGCCCGAGAGCACAAGCAUGAACAGUACAACAUAAACAGCAUAAAGUACGACCAGCACCAGAUGAGUCAGUUGCAGAGUCACACACAGUAGACCCAACUGAGGUCAUCUCAAGCCCAAAAGAGACAAAACUGAGGCUCCCAUCAGAACUAUAUCUUCAUGCUGAAGGUAGGGCAAGUCGCGGUAAAGUUAAACACAAAAAAUGAAAAUAAUGAAAAUGGGCUGUUUUGAGAAAUUUUUGCUACACAAACUCUUUUGCUGUGAUCUGCAAUGAGAUUCUAUUGCGAUUUCUUCCAGAAUUUAUUUAUUUACUUCCUCCCCCCAAGAACACAAGUUAUAAACACAAACCAAAUGCAAGUUACCCCCACAAGCAUAAUCCCAAAAAGAAAUAAAUAGAAGAAUUAUAGUUACCGCCCUCUAAAUUGAGGGAUAUUGAUACAACCCCUUCCCAGUUAUUAAGAAAAAAACACAAAGAAAGACAUAAACUUAUACGAGAUCACACUUCCAAAUGAUCACCGCAAGUGUCGUUAAAUAAAAAAAAAAGAGACAAAGUGAAAGAAUAUUUUUAUUGAAUCAUAAACUCAAUUUGUGUACAUAGUGUACAAUUUUAUAAAGAAAAAAAUGAGGAUUAAAAACGUGGAGAUCAUAGAUACUGUAAUUUUGCAAUAAUUAAUUGACAUAUAGAGAACAGCGUUAAUAAAUUAUUCUAAUAUUAAAUUAAUAUAUUGAUAUAAAUGGAUAGUAAUAUAUUGCUACUUAUUGAACUCAGAGUACCUGCUACAAACCAAGUUUUAUUGUCUUCAAUUUUUUUCUCUCUUUUCAAUUUUUAAACAAAAUUCUAUGCUUCGUUUUUCUUUUCAAUUGAUUUGAAUUUUAAAAAAUCUGUACUUUUUUUCACUCAAAUCAUAAAAAGUAAUUAGUCUUCUGAUCAGUGAAUUAGUCCUUUGUUCUGGAUCAUUUUCCAAAUUCAUUUCUCCUGAGCAAAAAAGCAAGUUUUCCUGAUCAAAAGUUAAGAUUUAUUAAUGAAUUUUCCUAAUAAGGGACAUUUUUUUUAUAUACCUACCUAUCUGAAAGCCCUCGACCGUUACAAUAUAUUUUUCUGUUAAUUUAAUUUUAUUUUUUUUUAAAGAAAAUAAAGGAGAAUAAAAACAAUUUAAAUGUACAAAACAUAAUCAAUCAAGUGCUUUUAUCUGAGCCAUAUUUCAAUGGGAAAUUAAUUUUUGUGUUUUUAUUAAAAAUGGAAUAUUUUUAGCAAAAUGGAAGAUCACAACAAUAGAUCAAAUAGGAUUAUAAUUAAAAAGAAAAAAACAUAGAAAUAAAGAAACUUAAAUGAGAUGCCACAAUUUUACACAUAAAAAAAUCAAAAAAAAAAAAAAAGAAAAUAGAGCUGCCCAUUGAAUUUCCUUUCCGAUUGCGGCAAAAUAAACAAAACUGGAUGACUUUUCAUAACUGCCAAAACUCAGUGAGACGAUUUUUUCAAUGCAAUAAUACGUAAAAGAUAAUUUUUUAAAUUUUAAAUAGACAAUGAUUAAAAAUAAAUGGAUAAUUGAAACAAACCGGUGCCUCCCAGAAACAAUUUGUAAUAAUUAAAAUGCAAAUUGAAACUUAAAGUCGUGAAAUUCAAUUUACCUGAAUAUCCUACGGAAUCUCAUUGCAUUUUGCGAUCACAUCAUGAGGGGUGGUGGUGAGUUUUUCUCACAAUAAAAGCAAAUGAAAGGAAGAAAAGGAAGAGAGUGGUAUGAAUUUUUUGAUAAUAAAAUUAUCACUGAAAGAAAAAAAAGUAAUGAAAGCUGUUGGGGCAAUUUAAGUCCAUUAAUACAGAUAAUAUAUAAUGACUUAGUACUGUAAUGUCGAUGAAUGUAAGUAUAUUGGACGAUAUAGUAUCGUCCCAUGGAGAUGAUUCCUUCCACUCAAGAUUGAGGAAAGGAAUCAGAGAGAGAGAGAAGAAAUAAUUUUUUUUACAAAGAAAAAAUUAUGAAAAUCAACCACGCAAUUCUUGCUAGUAAAGAAAGUUACCGAGUUUUAUAUUUUUCCUUUGAAAAAAUAUAAAAAAAAAGAAAUCGAAGAAUUUUUCCUUCGACAAGAUGAAUUUUAAUAAAUUUAAUGAAGAAAAAAAUUAACCAGAAAUAUAGUGUUAUGCAAAGUGAAAGAAAACAUUAAUUGCAAUAGUUACAAACAAAUUUAAUUAAAAAAGGAACGGAUACAUGAACAGGGUGAUAAUUUAUUGAAAUAAAACGUGAAAUAAUGUUAAUUUAUUGAAUGAAAAAAAAUGAAGAUACCAUUUACUAUUAAUUAUUAUGAUUAUUAUUUUUUUUUAUAAAGGUGACGCAACAAAGAGUUUUUUGUUCUCACAACGCCCAAUGCAUAAUACGAUGAAUUUUCACAGCUCACACGAUAACUAUGAGACAAAUAAAUAAACGUGAAAAUGUCGAUGAAAAAAGUAAAAAAAAAAAAUACAAUAAAAAUAUCCCAGUAAAUUUCUGUGAUCUUAGACGUUCCCAACUGUGCUUGCGAAUGUUUAACAUUCAGCAGCAUGGAACGUCAACAUAACUUCUAUUUAAUUGCUACAAUUUAUUUUAUUUUAUAUUUUUUGUGUCAAUUAAGAAAGAUAAUUAACUAUUACUUAUGAAAGAAAAAUAUUUAAAUUAAAUGAUAGUACGGAGAAAAUUGUUUUGUGCACCUCUGAUGCAAAUUUCUCAUAUUUUCUUUUCACUUCUUUUUUCUCCUUUUAUUUUUUUUUGUACAAAGUACAAAAUGCAUCAGAGAACACGAAUUUUUUUUUUAAUAAAUUAUAGUUUAACUUUCCGAUUUUUAAGUUUCUUUAAUUAAAAAAAAAACAAUACAGAUUACAAUUGACUCAAAUACCUCAAAUAUAAGACGCUGUAAUAUUAUAAAUAGUUUUUCUUUUCUCAACGGAGAAAAUUUUUCAUUUACCAACUACCUCAUUUUUUUAAGUGUUUUCUACAAAGACAUGUUUUUUUUUGUAAUGUUUAAUGCAAACAAACUACCCUCAACGCAAUAGAGACUCAUAAAAAUAAACAUAAUCAAAGGUUUUUUAGAUGAAUCAUACACAUUCCUUUCUUUGUUAAAUUUUUAUCUACAUAUAAUAUAAAACCCUCCCUCCACCCUCUGAAAUAACCUUCCUCAUUAACAAAGUUGAAAUAGAAUUUAUCAAGUGAACUGUUUUGCAAUAUUUUUAACUCAACAUAAUAGACAGGAAAAGCUCAUGCUUUUUAACACACAUACUGUUACGUAAAAGCCUUACGCCGUGAAGAAUGAAGCAAAAAAAAUAAAGAAAAAACGUGUAGAUCAUCUAAUCCACCAAAAGACAGCAAAAUGUCCUUAAUUUAAUUUUAUUAAUUGCACGAAUGGAUUAUUGAAUUUAAAAAAAAUAAAAAAGGUACUGUGAGUGUAUGACAAAGUCAUUGAUUUUGAAAAGAAAAUUAUAAUUUUUCGGCUUAAAAAAAUGGAAAACUUUCAUGCAAAAAAUGCAAAAUAAGAAAUCAGUGGAAAUUUCUUUUGGGAUAUAAAAAAUUGCAAAAACUCGGUAAGAAAAAUAAUGAAGAUAAAAUAAAUGUCAUGUGAGAAGCAAAGAGGAUGGAUAUUAAAAAAAAGAAAUGGUGACAAGUUAAAAUUAUAUAAUCAUAAAUGGCGGGAAAAGAAUAAAAAUAUGUAAAUAACAGAAAGUAUAAGAGAAAAAAAUUAAUGGAUUUUAGGCUAAAAAAUGGGCGUAAAAAUAAUAGCUAGGAAUUUGUAAAAAAAAAAAACUAAAUAUGAUGGAAAAAAUCUAGCACUAUGUCCGGAAAUGUUUGGAAUAUAAAAAUAUGAUGAAAAAAUGUUUAGGCUAAAAAUUUUUAGGUAAAAAAGAGCAUAGUUUAUUCCAUAGUGAGCACAUUUCUAUGUUAUUUCAUUAUUUUUUGGUUAAAAAAAAAUUAAACGAUAUGCUUCUCGUUUUUAUUUCGGAAAUUGUGUCGCCAUUUUGCUUUUUAAAUUCGAAAGGAGAAAGAGGUAUGAUAGAGAAAUUAUUGAUAAAAAAAAUAUAUUGAAAAUGGAAAUUGGAAAAUGAAGAAAUAUUCCACGUAAAAUUAAAAUAGUUCUUUAUUCAGGAAAUUGAUUUUUUUCUGUUAAAAAUUGCAAAAUCAAUUAUAGCAAAAGAAAAGCAAUUUUCUGAAUAAGGUCCUUAAAUAUAAAAUAAGCUAACGAAUUUGUUUAUUGUGCUUUUAAAAUUUAUUUCCCAAAUUAUGAUUCAUGUUUUAUUUUUUUCUAUAUUCUUUUUUUAUUUCCUUUAACCAUUUCCUUUAUAUGAAAAAAAAAGUCUAAUAAGGACUAAAUUGAAAAAAAAUCGUUAUUUCCUUGUUACUUUUCACGUUAUGUUAAAUUUUUGCAAUUUAUCUAAAUUUAUUCUUAUAAAAAUUAAAUACAUUUCGGAUUCUUUGGUACGAAUGAAUGGAAAAAAUAUGUGAGUGUUUGGUUGCAAAAAAAUAAUCCCUAAAUAUAAAUAUUUGGCAUAUUCUUUUCUCAAAAUUCUUUAAGAAAAAUCAUCAAGGCAAAAAAAUUGGAAAUCCAUAAUAUUUCAAUUUAUUUUUUGAUUUAUUUUCAAUAUACUUCCAUGAAAUCCAUAACAGUAGCAUUGUUCUCAUCCACCACUCCCCCUGCAAUCCAUUACACAUCCACCUCCCAAUACCCUCCCAGUAAUAUGUAAUUGUAUAUUUUAUAAGAUGAAAAAAUAUAACUAUAAACUCAACUAGUCACACGUGCAACACACUCAGGUACAACACAAAAGAUAAUUCUGUUUUAUUUCUCUUAUUUAAGGCAAAAUUAUAAUGAUGAAAAAAUAUAUCAAAAAUGCAACAUAAAAAAAAUCUGAAAUUAACACAGAAAUAAUUUGGUAAGGAAAAAAUAAUAUAUAUUUUAGAAAAUAGUAGAGAAAAAACUAACAUUAAUCUGUCAUUUUUACUAUAUCUUUAUCACACUUUCCUCCUAAAUAUCUAAUUAAAAAAAACUAAUAUGCAAAAGAGGUUUUAGAAUCACAAUGAUAAGAAAAAUCUUUUCCAUGUAAAUAGCAUAAAUGGUCUUAUGUUUAAUCAAAAUAUCCGUUAAACACUGACCCACAACUCUGUGCCAAACUCACACAAUAGUAAAUGAAACACUGUUUCUUUUUCUUUAAUAAAUACCUACAUUUUAAUCAUCCCUCCCUCUCCCAUAAAAUAUACCCUUUAUGACCUACUUUAGGUUUUCUUUAUAGCUCCUAUCACAGUGAUAGGAAAUUGAUUUUCACAAGCAAAAGAAAUAGUUCUUAGAAAGGCACUUGCAGUGGCAAUAGAAUCUCCAUAGAAAAUGUGCUAUUUUAUGUAGCAACAUUCAGUAUAUAGGUUCAAUAGCAUGAAAAAUAAGCAUAAAAGAAAAUUAAUGAAAAAUGCUUCCAGAAGAAUUUCCAAGCAGAGUAAAAAUCCCCAAAGUUAGCGUUGCUGUUAAUCAUUUUUAAAUAUAAAUGAAAUAGAAUUAUUAAAAGAAAAAUAAUGUUGUUGUGUAUAAAUAUGAAUAUUCUAUUAAUUGUUCUGCAUAUUUUUGCAAUCGUCUCUUUUCUUUUUCAUUUUCCUUUUCACCAUCAAGUCGUAAUAAUAUUAAAAUAGAAAUGAAGAAAAAAAAACAAGAAUGUUAUUUUAUUAAUGAAGCAAUCAAUAGGCAUUGUAUGUAAAUAGAGAAAAUAUUUUCUUUUUUCUGUUAUGAAGCAAACACAAAUGCAAAAGGCUGCACUUAAUUUAUUUCCACUGUAAGUUGCCUCCGUCAAUAGCAAAGUCAAAUAGUCAGAUUAGCAAUAGUUCUUUAUAAAUCUCUAUAUGGUUUCAUUCAGUGAGGAUUUUUUGAGGAUUUAAACGAUGAUUAAUCUGAUAGAUUUUAGGUUUAGUUAGCAAUGUAAGCCUCCUUCUGUCAGAAGUAAAAAAAAUCAUUGAAGCUCAAUAAUUUAAUGGAAAGUUUUAUUGGGGAAAAUUUAACUGAAUCUUUUAGUUAAAUUUAAAUCCCAAAGAACUGUGAGAAGGUAUCGAAGGUCCUUAAGAAUUCUCAACAUUUCAAAACCUUUUAAUAAUAUUCUGCAUCCAUAAAAUCCUCACUGAAAAAUAUCCCUUUCCACAGAAAAGCUCACCACCCUUAAACCAACUGUAAACAUUCUUAAUAGAAAAUCAAAACUGAACCGAUCAGUCUCCCUGUCAGUAUUUUUGUUGUUUUUUUUCAUUUUCAAUUUAGUCACAUUUCCCAGCAUGAAAAUAUGUAAAAAAUGCACAACAAAUUGAUUAAAACAAACCCCAAUAGUCUGUUUCAUAGUGCCGGAUAUCUGUUGAUAUCCAAAAGAAAUAAAAAAAACAAAUAAACUUCCGUAACCUCAUGAAAUUGAAACAAAAACUUACAGAUCCUUGAUGAAAAUAAUGCAAUUGAGGAAAAGAAAUAUUUUUUUAAGCUUUUCUUAAAUCUUUAUUCAGUGAAAAAUUUAAUUUUUAACCGCCCUAUUAAAAUUGAAAAUAUUGUUCAAUUUAAGUUGAUAAAUCAAUAAUAUAAAAAUCAAAGAAAUCUCUUAAAGUUUAUCAAGGAAAAGUCCAGAUUUUUAAAAGGAUUUUUUAUAAUAAAUACUUCUUAAAUACCAGAUUGCGUUAUUUUUAGCAUGGAUCUGUAAAUAGUGAAAAAUACGCAAUAGGAACUGAUUUCAAGUAUAUAUACCACCCUCGCCAUUUUUUAUAAAAAUACUUAUUGAAGUAAAAAAGAACAAUUAGAGGAUUUAGAAGAUUUUUCUAUUAAAAAAAAAUAGUAAGGAAUAUUUUUCUUUAAAUAAAUAAAUUGAUAAAAAUAUUACAGACUCUUCAACUAAAAAAAAACUAUAUUACUAUAUUACAAAAUAUAUUGCAUAUUGCCGUAUACUGAAUCUAUAUACUUUUAUUAUCUACUGUAAUAUUUGUAAUAUUGUAUAAAAAUAUUUACAAUAUCUCUUAAAGUAAAAGAAGGUAAAAGAAAAGUAAUUGAGAAAAAUCAUAAGUAAAAAAAAAAAUAAAUUGAAUAUAUUGUGGAAGAGAAUACCAUUGUGAGCCAUUAAACUAACAAGAAAUAAUAGCCAUGUGAGAGAAAUAGAUUAAAGAAAAAUAAAACACAAGAGAUAUUUUUUACAAAGUAUAUUUUUUCAGUACCCAUUUACAGUACUGUGACAGUUUUAUUUGUAAUUUUCACAUUAUUGUUUUUCUUUUUUAUAAAUAACACAACAAUCACAUACCAACAGUUGAUGCUUUUUAUUUUAAAAAAAAUAGAGAGAAAUAAACAUUUUUUACAGGAACAGAAUGAAAAACAAUAGCAAAAUAGAGCAGAUAUUUUAUUUUAUUUUUCAAUAGUGUUACAAAAAUGUCUAUAUAACCAAUGUUACAGCAAAAAAAAACUUAUUCUCUUUUGCACUGUAAAUAGAUCUGAAUUUUUUUACGAGAAAAUAAUAAAAGAAAUAGUUGCAAUAUAAUGCCUAAAUGGAAUUUUGUAAAAAGAAAAAUAAAGAAAAAUCAAGUUCAAUGUGAAUAUUUCUUCCAUAACAAGAAAAGAAUGUUGCUAAAAGAUAAAAUUAGAUUUUUUUUGAAAAUAAAAAAAUAUGUAUAAAAUACACCAGACGCAAUAGGUUAAUAGUACAAUAGAGGAGUUUUUCAGAUUAAAAAAAAAUCUUUGUAAAUGUUAGAAUAAAAAAAAAGAAAAAAAAUAAUUCGGCUCCAAAAGGAGUUACGUGAAAAGUGUUGGACACUUCUAAAUUGUGUUUUUGAGCCAAAUUUUUGAUUAAAUCAUAUCUUAAUAGCAAGAAAAAAAAGUGAAAAAAUAUUUCUUUUAGGUUUUUAGAAUUUAAUUUUGUCGUAAUGACACAAAAAAAUUAUUUUUUGAUUUUAUGUUUGUAGAAUUUGGCGGAGAAUUUGUGGUGAAUUUAAUUAGUUACACCAACUAAUUGCAAAUAAAUGUAUAGGUUAAGCUAUACGCUAAAAAAACGAAUUAAAACCAAUUACACAAAGAUUAGGAUUAGGAAUAAUUUGAUGGAAAAUUUUUAAAAGAAAAACAUCAUGCAAAUUCUUUGUCAUAAAAAAAAACAAAUCACAAAUCUAACGAUUUAUCUUACAAUAGAAUAAUGCAUCCUUUCUAUCUCAGGGACUGCAAUUAAUAACAAAAAACAAACAAUGCAAUAGUAUUACUACAAGGUCGAGAAACUUUUGACUUUUUGUACCCGAACUACCUCAAUAACGUAAAAAAAAUACACCAACAUUUUAUACAGUAAAAAACUCGGAGGAGUAUAAAACUCAAAAAAGUAUACCCUUAUUUUUAAAUAAAAAAAAAUGAAUGAUUUUACUAUGAAGAAAAUUAAAGUGUGGAAAAUGAAUAGAAAUUGUAAUUUUCUAUAAAGAAAUAUUCAAAAAAAAAUUGAGAAAAAAAUCAACAUGUGAAAAUGAAAUAAAAAAAAAUUUAGUUAGAUGAAGUUGAGAGAAUAACGUUUUAAUUUUGAGGAUUUAUUUUUAUGAUUUAUUUUAUGUUGUUCUUAGGAAUUGUAUCUUAUUGUGAAAAGAAACUAUGUUUAUAAUUUUCUCUAUGAAUAAUCUUUUAAAAAAUUUAAAAGGAGAAGAAAUAAUAAGAAAUAACAAAUUGAAA
Lutzomyia longipalpis is the source of this 11448-nucleotide messenger RNA. It is a transcript of the gene chinmo, whose product is annotated as zinc finger protein chinmo. The transcript is spliced from 8 exons. Gene Ontology annotation, cellular component: nucleus. The record is from RefSeq and is a predicted model, not a curated record. Lineage: Eukaryota; Metazoa; Arthropoda; Insecta; Diptera; Psychodidae. Gene Ontology annotation, molecular function: protein binding. The coding region runs from base 1465 to 2889 and encodes 474 amino acids. Gene Ontology annotation, biological process: regulation of transcription by RNA polymerase II.